AUGACAGAUAGACUAACACAACUACAGAUCUGUUUAGAUCAAAUGACUGAACAAUUCUGUGCUACCUUAAACUACAUAGAUAAGAAUCAUGGUUUUGAACGAUUGACCGCGAAUGAACCACAGAUGUCCGAUAAGCAUGCUACAGUAGUUCCUCCAGAAGAAUUUUCCAACACAGUGGAUGAGUUAUCUACGGACAUAAUACUCAAGACAAGGCAGAUAAAUAAGCUCAUUGACUCGUUACCUGGUGUUGACGUUUCAGCUGAAGAGCAAUUGAGCAAGAUUGAUAUGUUACAGAAAAAAUUAGUUGAAGUGGAAGACGAGAAAAUUGAGGCCAUUAAGAAGAAAGAGAAACUUUUAAGGAACGUUGACUCUUUGAUUGAAGACUUUGUAGACGGCAUUGCAAAUUCAAAGAAGAGCACAUAA
Saccharomyces mikatae IFO 1815 is the source of this 423-nucleotide messenger RNA. It is a transcript of the gene SRB7, whose product is annotated as Srb7p. NCBI's taxonomy places the organism in Eukaryota, Fungi, Ascomycota, Saccharomycetes, Saccharomycetales, Saccharomycetaceae. Gene Ontology annotation, biological process: regulation of transcription by RNA polymerase II. The coding region runs from base 1 to 423 and encodes 140 amino acids. Gene Ontology annotation, molecular function: transcription coregulator activity. The transcript has a single exon. The record is from RefSeq and is a predicted model, not a curated record. Gene Ontology annotation, cellular component: mediator complex.